Ipomoea triloba (trilobed morning glory) is the source of this 1726-nucleotide messenger RNA. Its product is annotated as calcium/calmodulin-regulated receptor-like kinase 2. The transcript has 8 exons. The record is from RefSeq and is a predicted model, not a curated record. NCBI's taxonomy places the organism in Eukaryota, Viridiplantae, Streptophyta, Magnoliopsida, Solanales, Convolvulaceae. Gene Ontology annotation, biological process: protein phosphorylation. Gene Ontology annotation, molecular function: ATP binding; protein kinase activity. The coding region runs from base 274 to 1530 and encodes 418 amino acids.
ACUCCUGGAGACUCUGUCUGCUACGAAUAACGAAUCUUUGUACUCUGCUCUACCAAACCAAACCCAAAUCGCGUGCGCUAAAAAGCAAAAGCCAUCCAUGAUCCAUCUUGACUUGCAAGACUCGAAUAACAGCCCUUUUACGGUUUCUUUCUUGCGUUUGAGGAUCAAAAUCCUUCUUUGAUGGAAAUUUCUGCUCGAUCAGCUUCUUAGUGGCGCCUUGGCAAAUCCCUGCAAGAUGGUCCCGUUGACUGUUAAUAGAAAAAAAGUCAAAGAAUGGAUCAAAAGGGUGAUUUAGUUCUCAUUGGUGUGUCAGUUGGUGUGGCUGUUGGAAUUCUUAUUGCAUCACUUGUAUUCUUUGGUGUUCGAUGGUAUAAAUUACGAGCUCACCGUCGUCGCUGUGCAAAUGAGCAAUCUCAAGCAGCUCUUCCAAUACGUACAAAUGGCUUUGAUAUAAGCAUUGAGUCUAGUGCUUCUAUAAACAUCAAUAGACCACAAUACCCUGCCAAAAGUUCUCAACAAAGCUGGUGGACUCGCCCAAGUAAAGAUCAGUUUACCUCAGCAUCAGGCAUACCCAGAUAUGCUUACAAGGACAUUCAAAAAGCUACAGAAAACUUUACAACCGUCCUGGGACAGGGAUCUUUUGGUCCAGUAUACAAAGCUACAAUGCCAAGUGGUGGAGUGGUUGCUGUAAAGGUCCUUGGUAUCAACUCUAAACAAGGGGAAAAAGAGUUCCAGACAGAGGUUACACUUUUGGGCAGGCUUCAUCACCGUAAUUUGGUGAAUUUAGUUGGAUAUUGUGUUGAUAAAGGACAGAGGAUGUUGAUCUAUGAAUUCAUGAGUAAUGGAAGUUUGGCAAACCUUUUAUACGAUGAGGAACGGACUUUGAGUUGGGAAGAAAGACUGCAAAUUGCUCUUGAUAUUUCACAUGGCAUCGAAUAUCUUCAUGAUGGGGCUGUGCCACCAGUGAUACAUCGGGAUUUGAAGUCUGCUAAUAUUUUGCUAGAUCAUGCUAUGAGAGCUAAGGUUGCUGAUUUUGGACUGUCAAAGGAAGAGGUAUAUGAUGGCAGUAUUUCAGGCCUUAAAGGAACAUAUGGCUAUAUAGAUCCCAUGUAUAUAUCAACAAACAAGUUUACUACAAAGAGUGAUGUUUAUAGCUUCGGUAUCAUCCUCUUUGAAAUUAUCACGGCUAUUCAUCCACACCAAAACUUGAUGGAAUAUGUCAAUCUUGCGUCUAUGAGCGCAGAUGGUAUAGACGAGAUUGUUGACAACAGAAUUGUUGGGACAUGUAACUCAGAAGAAGUAAGGAAUCUGGCUGCAAUUGCUCACAAGUGUUUGAAGAAAGCGCCUAGAAAACGUCCAUCAAUCGGAGAAAUCUCCCAUGCAAUAUCAAAGAUAAAACAGAGGGGUCUUGUCAGAGAAGAUACUAUGUCUUUUGCCCAAGAUGACAUUUCAAGAAUGGCAAGUAGGAUUGAAAGGCAGCAAACGGAAUUGAGAAGUAUGGCUAGCAUAAGUGAGAGAGAAGGUGAAUGAAAGUCUUCCAUUCCUACUGUAGUAGAAAUAUCCAAUAAUCUUACACACAUUCAUGAUUAAAGAUAAAACCAUGUAAAUCUCCACUCCAUAGCUUUUGACAUCUACAAAGUUUUGCAGUGAUAUGAUCUUCCUCAAGUGAAAAUCUGAUACAAUUUUAUAGUUUUGGUGAUUGAAGUUGACCACAAUUCAUGUGUGA